Messenger RNA from Mya arenaria, 669 nucleotides. RefSeq names its product methyltransferase-like protein 27. The record is from RefSeq and is a predicted model, not a curated record. NCBI's taxonomy places the organism in Eukaryota, Metazoa, Mollusca, Bivalvia, Myida, Myidae. The transcript has 5 exons. The coding region runs from base 1 to 669 and encodes 222 amino acids.
AUGAUUGAGGGGGAAAGCGAUCUAGCGCGGAACAACGCUCUGACUUCCAAAGCUGGACUUACUCUGGGGGAGUCACAGAAAGGGUUCGAUAAAUGGGCACCUACAUACGACCAGGACAGUUUGGUACAUGGCUAUAGUGCACAUUUGCUGGCGUCCAAGUAUCUGUGUGACGUCAUUCCCCCGGACUCACGUGCUACUAGCCGAGUGCUAGAUAUCGGGGCUGGAAGCGGACUCGUGGCUAAAGAGCUUUGCUCGAAUGGUUUUAAGAAGAUAGACGCACUGGAUCCGAACGAAUCGAUGUUAAAAUACGCAAGGGAACAGAACCUGUAUGAGAAAUACUAUUUGGAAUUUAUAACAGCACAACCAACCUCUAUUCCUGAAAGCACGUACGAUGCUGUGACGGGGUCGGGGAUUUAUGCCGCCAACAACUAUGUGCCCUCAGUCGUUAUUCAUGAAAUAAUCAGAGUCGUUAAACCGGGGGGUUAUGUCGUGUUGGUGGCUCGGAACAUGCUGUUUGGUCCCGGACAGCCGUACGAACAACUGGAGCCGCUCAUGGCCAUUCUGGAGAAGAACGGGAAGUGGAAACAGGUCCAUCGUGACAUCCUGCCAUCUGCGUAUUUCACCAAACUGAACAUUGAUGCCAUUGUGUGGGUCUACCGGAAGCUUUAA